UGCGCUGUGGGUGACUACUACUGCCUGAAUCAGUCUUGUUUUAAUGGAAUUAACUUUUGUUGGAACAUCAUCUCGCAACAACACUUGCUAAACGGUGAGUGGCUAGUCCGCCACGCCCUCGUUGCCAUGGAUGCCUGUGCCCGUAUCCGAGGAGUUCCUCUCAGGACCAGAGCCUCCAUCAGGAAAGAGGCGGUGCGUGACGGUGGGACUCAGUGUAUGAAGAGCCUUCUGAGCAGCAGAAAGGAGCUGUGCAGCGUGGGACUGGAGCUGCAGACCAGAGACGCACCAUGCCUGACUGAGAUCCAUUUUGUGUGUUUGCCUGGCCACUCUGAAGGGGAGGAUCUAACUCUACAGGCCCUGUCGUCUCUCCCGGGGGACCUGGCGGAGCUGCUGAGGUCUCUCCACGUCACCAGCCUGAGGAAUGAAGAGGUGCUGCUACUGAAGGACAGCAGGAGAUCAGCCGACAGGAGGGACUCUGCUACACAGCAGCAGUGCUGGCUGAAGGCGGUGUGUGUUCUGAGACCCAGCCCCAGCCAGGCCAUUGUUGGUGUGUUGGUGGGCCUGCUGGGGCGUUACGCUGUCGGGGUCCGCUAUGCCCUGGAGCUCCAGGCCCUCCACAGGGGCACGGCUGAUAACACCAACCAGUCUGUGUCGUCCAUCGAAGACGACUUUGUCACCGCUCUGGAACACCUAGAGGAGGAGGAGGACAACGCCGAUGGCUCUUAUCGCCAUGGAAACAAGCGUGAUGUGGCCUCCCAGACUGUCCCCGCCCACAAGAGAGACAAGGACCUAUCCGGCUCCAGAAUCAUAAUCAGCUCUGCCCCCAGGAAGUCCUUAACCAAUUGCAGGUCUCCCCCAGAGGUGUCCAUUACCGUACAGCACUCCAGAGGGGCAGAGUCCCAGUGGACCCUCUGCAGCCCAAGAGCCCGGCUCCCCUCCCCCACACGCCCUGUCAGCGAGUCAGAGGAAUCGGACGGCUCAAGCCCUAGUCCAAUCAUCUUUCUAGAUGAGGUUGGCUACCAGAAGAGCCUCAAAGCGACACUGGACAUCCCUCGGAUCCCUGGGGGGCCAACGGACAGGGUGGAGGACUCUGACUCUGAGGUCAGCGAGUUCUUCGACAGCUUUGACCAGUUUGACGACCUAGACGAGCUGAGCUCAGAGAGCUGUACACUCACUCUGCCUCUAGACCCGACAUCCUCCGUUACCACCACCGGCACAGACCAGAAGAAGAAGUACUCUGAGGCUGGUACUGGCAAGUCAGGGUCCAAGAAAGUGUCCCGAAGCUGUUCCACCAUGAACCCCCACCGGUUUGACCAGCGCACCCUCCCUGCCAAUGUGAAGAAACCCACCCCACUCAAAAGCCCCCUUCCCCCUGGCUCUCCCUAUGGAUCCCCUGACUCCCCCCGGCCGGCCCCGAUCUCUUGUGAGGAGAGUGGAGGUCCUCUGUUCAGCCCUGUCAGCUCCUCAGCCUUCAGCCCUUUGGGAGACGGAGGAGCUCUGGAUUUCUUCUGGAAGACCGAGGGAGAGGUAGGAGACGAGUCAGAGCUACGGAAACCCCAGGACCUGUGUUCCCUCUACAAGACCUACUCAGACUUCGCCAGCAGUCUGUCCAAGGAGAUCUUGGGCUCCGUGUGUGGCUACCAGUCUCCCGUGGACAUCAACGACAACAAGAACCUGAGCUGUGUCUGCCACAAGGAGUUCCAGAACCAGUCUGGACACGUCAUGAAGCUGUCUGAGAUCCAGGAGAUGGUGACUCUCUCCAAACUGCAGCAGAAGCCCCAGUCUCUGAAAGACAGCAUCCAAAGGUUCGCUACAGACUUAGUAGAGAUGAGUCUGGGCAGCGCCCUGAGAGACCUGCAGAAGGGAAUGUCCUCCUGCACCACCACGCUCUGCCACCUGGCCGCCAGAAUCACCUCUUCGGUCUUCCAGAUGGCCUUCCAGGAGAUCGGCAUGCGCCACGCCUACGUCCUGAAGGAACGGGCCAUCAACGGGCUGGCUGGGUUCCUGGUGGGCGAGGCAGUGUCAGGUGCUCUGAAAGACUUCCUGAUGGUGAAGAAGCAGAUGUUCAACAGCACGGUGACGCAGUUCGCCGCCGACCUGGCAGAGGAGCUGGUGUUUGAGGGGAUGAUGGAAGUGUGUCAGUUCUCCCACCCCUCCACCCCCCUCACCCCCAGCGAUUGGUCCUUCGGGGUGGGGGAGGAGGACGAUGCGGAGGUGGUGUCCUCCUAUGCCUCGGACCUCUCAGAGUCUGUCCUCCAGGAGGCCUUCAUAGAACUGUCCCAGGCUGAUGUUGCCUUCACUACCCAGGCAGCCAUUAGUGUCUCUCUGGACAACAUCUGCUACGUCAGCGCUGUCGACACACACACCACCUGCAGUACCCCCGCAGGCCACCAGGCUUUCCACGUUAACCCAGCCGAGGAAGGCCCAGGUCUAUCAGGGGAGUAUGGCUGUACGGUGAAGAAGGCGCUGUUCUGUGUGUCUGGGAUAGCCAGCUGUGUACCGGUCCACCUGGCAGGCCAGGCCAUCUCCCACCUCCACGACUCAGAGGAGAUCUGCCAGUGUAAGACCAGCCUGGCCCAGACCAGCCCCAAGAGGAGCUGCAGCUCAGAGAACAGAGUGGUGACCACAGCCUCUUCUGACGCUACUGCUGCCACACAGACUGACCUGCUGCCAAAGACCCCCUUUCACAACUUCUCUGGCAACAUGGUGGAUAUGAUAGUGAGUGAAGCAUGUGAACUGAUGACUGCCUCGAAGAUGAAGAAGAAGGUGGAGGACUGUGCCGACUUCCUUUCUAAGACCAUAGUGUCUCGGGGACCUCCAGCCGGACAGGAGGGUAGUGUCACUGACCAGACCUCCCUCUCCUCUCUCCACCCUCCCUCUCAGACCCCAGGAGGAGUGACCUUUGAGUCAGGCUCCAAGACCAGCAGAGCAGUCGCUGAGACCCGGCCUGUGAUGAUGAAGGACACUCUAGAGGUGCCAGGAUUGGAGAUGGGAGGCAGGAAGAUGGCCACUGGCGAGGAGAUGGUUCCCAGCCCUGGUCACAAGUCCAACGGGACCCCUGGUACUCCCCCCUCCACCCCCCAGCAGCCCAGUGAGGUGUCCCAGGAGAAACAGAUCAAGCAAUUCUCCAAGAAGCUGAAAGGGAAGUUGGCCAAGGAGUUCUCUCCUGCCACCCCUCCUCCCACCCCCCACUACCAGCCAGGGCCCGAGCCCAAAGAAUCCCCCUCUGAGACAGACAAGGCUGACUUCAUGCUCAAACUGAUGAGGUCUCUGUCUGAGGAGGCAGACGGGAAUGAGGAGGAAGAAGAGGAGGGUGGAGUAGAAGGGGUUAACUCUGGAACUGAGACAGGAAACCGUAUGCAGCCAGAGCUCAACCUCUCAGUUGGAGGACACAAGAUUGCCGACAAGGGAGCCCUCCAUUACGCUGAGCGCCUGGCGUGCCACAUCGUCUCCAUGGCAACAGAGAUAGACACCCUGGGAGGAGUGGAGGAUGAAGGUAGAAGGACGGUGGAGGGGAGGGAGGAGAGGAGAGACAGCGUUGCCCAGUUCUCAGCGCAUACCCUGAACACGCUGUGGAUAUACGCUGGUGAGGUGGCGGGAGAGGUGAUCAGCGAUGUAAAGAGGAUAAUGUGGUCAGGACAGUGUCGCCACAGUGCGCUCCAACAAGGCAGCCAGGAGCAGUCAGGGGAAUGCCCUCACCACCACCAACCCCAGCCCAGUGAACACAGCAGGGACUGCAGGGUGGGUCGUUUGGCUGAACAGUGGUCCGGUGACGACCUCUCCUCUGUCCUCCACCCAUCCACCUCUACCCCCAGCUCUGGCCUGUCCUCUGACUACCCCAGCUGUGAGAGUGUGACAGAUGAGUACGCUGGCUACCUCAUCAGGGUGCUAAAGAAAGAGGGAGGCAGCAGGGAGCUGGUCCUGGAUCAGUAUGCCAGCCGUCUGGCCUACCGCUCCAUCAAACUGGGCCUGGCCCAUGCUGCCCGUAACAUGAAGAAGAGACCCUCCUCCUCCAGGCACCACUCCUCCAGGAGGCUCCACCAGGAUGGCUGCAGGGGAUCCAACGCCGAGCCAUCCGUACCCAGGGACGAAGCAGGAAGAGUGGGAUCUCCUUCCAGAGACUUUGACGAUGGGAGCCAGAGGGAGUACAUGGAGCUGGUGAACUUCGCAGAGUCGUUGGCAUACAACAUCACCUGUGACGUCACACGCAAACUCUGUGUGCCGUCGGUCCGGCUACCCAAGUCCCGGACUGACUCGUGUCUGUAUAAGAAGUCCAAGCUGGAGUACAUGGCAGAGAAUAUGAUCAUGAACUCCUUCUCAUGCCCCCUGCUGGCCAAGGAGGGGAUGAGCAGGCACUACCACAGCACAGGCAGCCUGUAUGACGGCGGCUACAGCAGUGGAGUCAUGGAGGUCCUGGAGCACUAUGCCAGGAACAUAGUGGACGACACGUUGGAGAUGGUCCUGGCCUCGGCCGGACACCCAGCCCAGCAGGGUCCAGACAGACACUCCCACUCUGAGAGGCUGUCUGAGGGGCAGGCGGUGGGCUCUGCACUGGGGGAGACAACCUGCCGAUAUUGCCAGGUCAGGGAGUGUCCGUUCUGCUCACGGCCCAGCAGGCAGCACCUCCUCGGGGAAGGAGCAGGCCAGAGGAGGAGGCUGGAAGGGGAGGUGGGGGUGUGCGGCCUGGAGAUCCCUGAGAUCCACAUCAAUCUUAACCGCAGGGCCGUGUUUGCAGAGGAGAUGGUCACUACGGCGAUGGAGGGGGCCAAGCGCGAGCUGAGCAACACCAGCCUGAACGCCGACAGCGGGAUUGGACACGACGGGCACAGCUUUGCAGAGAGCCUGACUGCCGAGAUCAUGACGUCAGCGCUAUCCAACACAUGCCAGACCACCAACAUAAGUUUCCUAGGCAGGGAGGCCACAGAGUCCACGGUGUCCCAGCAGCUCGGUCUGAGUGUGGGAGACGACAGCCUGGGCAGCUGGUCCCGCCUCAGCUUCGAGGACGAACACCCCGACGAGACCAGCAGCUUCCUGCACCUCAGCGACAGCAAUGGGAACAGCAGUAGUUGGAGCAGCCUGGGGUUAGAGGGAGAGGUGUAUGAAGAGCACCUGUCCUUCACUCCCUCAGACAGCGAAGGCACUGAGGACAAGGAGCUUGAGACCAAGGAUGAAUCCUGCGGUGCAGUGCGUGUCGGCCAGGCUCAGGCUUACAGGCUCCUCCUGGUGGUCAACUCUGAGCUCAGGGAGAUUACCCCUGACCCACAGCACAUGACCUUUGACCCCCAGCUCAGGAGCAUGCUGCAGUGGGCAGCGGCCUCCAUGGCUGACCUGCCCAUGGUUCAGCUGGGUCCUAGUGGCAGCAGGGAGCUGCAGCAGCUGCCUGCGGUGGUCCAGAGGCUGAAGGAGAGGGAGUGGAAGGUGGGAGAGCUGCUCCAAGCCCUGCUGCGUUACUGUGAGGAGACCCAAACCCACACCCCACCCCAGUCUGAACCCAGAGAGGCGGAGAGAGCACCCCACCACACUCCCCUCUUCCGGUGGCUCCUAGAGCACGCUUAGGCUGACUGCACCUCUCCCCUCCCUCCUUACCUCUCCCCCACGCUGCUUUCUGUACAGUAUAUCUGUGAAGCCUGCUACAUAGUGAGCACUACUUGUUAAACUAAACCCUAUGAAGAUUCCCAUCACUUCCCAGUGAUGUGCAGCGUACCUGCCAAACCCCGAACUCCAAAUCUAGCCUCUUCGUACCGUGGAUGCUGUCUCUUAUAGGGCUGUACCCCCAUCGUUACCCAGAGGGCGCUAUAAAAACAGCUAUUCUUAUUAUUGUGUGUGUGUGUGGGCAUAUUGCAUGUCGUGACUGAAAGCAAUUGUGUAUUUUCUUCUCUCUUCUCUGGUUUUGUUGUGGUUGUUUUUAAAAGGGAUAGUUAAAGGGAUUUUCUAUUUCCUCAGAAUCAGAUGAACUCAUGGAUACCAUUUUUAUGUCUCUGCAUCCAGUAUAAAGGAAGUUAAAGGUAGUUUUGUGAG
Molecule: messenger RNA, 6018 nt
Organism: Coregonus clupeaformis (lake whitefish)
Lineage: Eukaryota; Metazoa; Chordata; Actinopteri; Salmoniformes; Salmonidae
Product: A-kinase anchor protein 11
Exons: 14
Coding region: 127-5556 (1809 amino acids)
Biological process (GO): intracellular protein localization
Cellular component (GO): cytoplasm
Molecular function (GO): protein kinase A binding
Source: RefSeq, a predicted model, not a curated record